This is a messenger RNA of Periconia digitata, 5746 nucleotides long. The record is from the annotation of a GenBank genome assembly. NCBI's taxonomy places the organism in Eukaryota, Fungi, Ascomycota, Dothideomycetes, Pleosporales, Periconiaceae.
CUGACUUACUGUCUGUCUGCUGUCGUGAUAUCCAUCCAAAUUAUUGCGCCGCCUCCCGACUCUCCCCUCUUCUUCUUCUUCUUCUCGUCUUUUCUCCCUCUGCCCACGCCCGUUGCGCAUACACACCCACAUACCCACCCUUCCCUGCCCUGCCAUGCCUGUCGCUGCCAGUGCACUUCCCACCCUCCUGCUCCCCUCAGACUGCUGAUCGCCAACAUUGUCCGGCCCGGGGGGACAAAUGGAUGGGUCACCAUGCUACAAUCCAAAACCUUAGGCUCUUCAGCCUUUGGCACUGACCCAACUCACAAAGACGCCCUUAGAAGGCCAAAGCAUCCUGUCGACGCCCACCGACGCAAACCAUCGCUGCGACGCGUCAAGGACUCCCAGGAACAGUUGCGCUCUUCUCGCGCCCGCGCCCAGAGCAACGCAACCAUCGAGUCCUCCACCACGGCCACCACUGCAAACACCUCGGCUGGCGGUCGUUCCUUCACCGUCGCAAACAUCAACAACGGCAUCAUCUACCUUAGGCCUGUAGUGCGUCCUGCGAACCAGCGCAGCCGCCCGCUGCCAGACCCCGUCGCUUUCCCGCAGACACCACCAGACAGUGCUACCCGCGAGUCCGCCAACGACUCCUCGCUGCCCACCCCGAGCAAUGAGUGGGAGCCGAGCCUCUAUGGUCCUGCGACGACAAUCCGACCCGACUCCACUCCUUCCCAGCCCGCCCGCUUGAAGAAAGAUCAUGACAUCGUUCACAAACGUCCCACCCACUUCAACCCAACCGCAAGAUCCUCGAAUCAUAUCCGCUCCCAGUCCUUUUCCACUGUCGACGAACAAACCGUGGCCUCUCACAGCACCGAGCCUGGAACCUUCAAAGUCGUCAUCGAGAGAUCGCCCUUCAAACGUCCCAAAACCGCCGACACUGGCUCCUUCCCCGUUCUCGAGGUGCCCAUCCCUCACUACCGCCUGGGCGAACCGAGAUUCAGCUCGCGAGGAACCGCCAUUCUGAGGAGCUCCGCCUACACGAGCACAGCAGCAUCUGAAGAUCUCAGACCCUCUGAUUUCAGAGCCUCUCUGCUCACUCCCCACCACCCCGCUCACUCCCUCCCGUCUUCGCGUUCCGACGUAUACUCACCCCUCGCCUUCAGCUUUCGGGACACCAUGAUCCUUCCCCGCCAGCAAUCCAGCGAAUCCACUUCUGCCCGGAUAUCCAAACUUCCCAUAGGCCCACACAUCUACGACGCCCUGACCGCCGACCCCAACGAUUCUACCCUUGUGCGCUUCACAUCGUCGGGUGAUAUCCUUGCUGCCACUCCUUCCCGGUUAGUGGCCCAUAUCACCUCCCCCAGUUUCCUGGACUACGAGUUGCUUUCGGAUUUCUUCUUGACCUUUAGGGCUUUUCUCCCCAUACGCGAUCUCAUUGCCUAUCUCAUUGCGCGUCUGAAGUGGGCUGUUUAUCGUCAGGAUGACUUUGGGCGAAUUGUACGGGUUCGAACUUUUGUGGCCCUACGACACUGGAUUCUCAAUUAUUUUGUCGACGACUUUGUACCCGCUUAUGGACUGCGUCUCUAUUUUUGUGAACUGGUGAACAGCCUCCAUAACGACUUGCGGAAUCGCGAAGAUGGAGGUGGAGGAGAUAUUAAGAUAAUAGGCGAAUUGAAAAAAUGCUGGAGACGGACUUGCGCUUUGUACUGGGCCAGCGAAGGCGCUUUUAGCACCGAUGCCGUGGACGAACCGCUUCUGCCCGGUGGAGAGGGGGAAGCGCCGAGUGUGGUAGAUGAGCCGGUUCUCCACUCGAUACCUGUAGCACCGUCUACUCCUCCCAGGCAAAAUGGACGAGCUGCGAAGGUGGAAACCAUAAUGUCGAAUCCCAGCGAUCAUUUUGCCGGCAAGCACAUGGAAUGGGCUCAGAAAGCUCGCCACACCCCUCAAAACUCGCUGAGUUCCCCUUAUGUUCCCUCCCAGGAAUACAGUAGCGGCGGCCAAGUGCCCCUUUCCCCCGCGAGCGAACGCAGUAUGCAGGUUCUGUCAUGCUCCAUUCCAGUCCGCGGGUUGAACAAGGUGGAUCCAGCUGGUGAUAUGCCACUUUACCCACAUCCCGUACCGCAUCCAGUACCGCACCCCGUCCCAGCAGGCCCUCCUCGUCUAGCCCACGUUUCGCAAAAGGGAGGCUCAAGCAAGCCCAACCGACCCCAUGGGCACAAACGCAGUGGCAGCUUUUCUGAUGCGUUGAGGGACAAUAGAGCACCAUUGUCCCUCCCCAAGAAUGCGGGCAUAGAUGUUGCGGUUUCUGUCGUUUCGACAAUACCUGGAAGUCUGAUCCGUGGAGGUAUUUUCCAGCCCAGCUCCCCUUACCUCGACGUAAAAAACGGCGGAUUACGACACAUGCGGUCUCAUUUCGAUUUGCCACCUGUAGAGGCAUCGGGCGGUGAAUUGACCAUGAAAGGAGGGUAUGCUACCAAUCCUGGCAUGAAGAAGCUAUUCGGGAGCGUUCGCCGAGCGUUAAGCAGCAAACACCCUUCACUUUCAGCCCCACAAUUAUCCGGCAUGGGUCCACAUCUUCAAGGAUCACCAUCAACGCGUUCGUCCAGCCCAGGAAAUAUGCUGACCACGUCUGGAGGUUUGCAUAAACGUCGACAAGCUCGGCCCAGACCUCAGGUCCGCAUCGAUCUUCUGGCUUCUCUGGUGUCGGAGAGCUUCAAAGAUGCAGUCAUAGAGCAGAUGAGCAGGGAGGAAAAACAGAAUUCAAUUGGCAAUACACCAGAUCUGGGCGGAUUCGAAUUCGAAUUCGAGAAACACGAAUCAGGCAGUCUUGAGGAGCCGAUACUCUCAGCCAAACAGGUUGAUCCUCGGAUCAACAGUGUCAUCACUUCCGGGAGCAAGUCUAUACUCAUUGUCGAUGAUACCGGUGCUCCCCCGGUGCCCAUGAUGUCGGGUGCUUUGCUUAACCCAGAGAACGAAGGUACCGAACCAGUGAACAAUCAGCCAGAGCAACGGGCCAUUUCGAUCAAUGAACAUAUCCAGGGCGGGAACCCAACUGCAGUGCACUCAUUGCACGCGGGCAGCGAGACCGACAUGCGACGCCAUGUCUUACGUACCUUGCAUCAACCCUCCUUGAGUACUCAAAGAAGGUCAAUGUCUGCUGGCCGCGAGCAGAUGCACUCGUUCCGGCGUCGUGGUUCCACCAAAACUUCCAUGUCACGCCCAGCAUCCCUGCGAAGGCAUUCGUCCUACAACAGUGGGCUAGGCAGAGCACAUGUCCCCAGUGUAGCCACCUUCCAGACUAUGUCAUCUGAUAAUGAUCCAUUUUUCUUGGAUCGAGAACCCAGUGAUGAUAUUCCGCGGCCAACUCGCCAGCUUCGCCGUAGACCAGGCGGUGAUCUCCGCGCUGUUGACAAUGUACAUGAUUUGGAGCAACCUCAACGACCGCAUUCAACUGGCACGGUUUCAAACCGGACUCAUUCGAUCGCCAAUUCUAUCAUACUCCGCUCCGAUCGUUAUAUAGAACCGUUCGAGAAAGCUGAAGUCCUACACACGAACCGUAAUACAAGCCACAGUUUGGAGACAGAAAAAGAGGACAAGCAAAAAACGAUUUCUUUGGUUGCAACGCAUUCCUCUCAGCCAGACAUGAGACGUUCCUUCGAGCUCGAAGUAGCCAAACUUGCCGCUUUGCCAGACGACGUAGACGAUGAUGGAGGCAUAGAGUCGACGUUGCUCAAACUAGAGGGUAGAUAUGAGAAAAGAUCACCUACAUUACCGGGUAGCCCUAUUGAAGCGCUACCAACGGUAGGCGCCAACCCCGAAGAUCACCAGCCGGAAGGAGACCAUACCAAACCUUCCAGUCCACCCUUUGUGGCAUCUGAAGUUAACUCGCCUCAAACGCGAAUUUAUGCGAAAGGCGAUGACGUCUUCCAUAGACCGCUCGCCGCACCUGAUGCUGAGGGUCAGGUUAUGUACCGCUUAUCAGGAGAGGCUUUCAAUGGCAGACUUCCUGCUGUUCAUUCGACUAUAGGAUCUGACGAUUCUUACUCAUCGAUUCCUCUUCUUGAUCGAGGUCUUUCGCCGCGGGCGGGGACAAUGGAAACCAUGCGUUCGUCUGCCAAACCUGCCCCUCUUCAGCCUAUGGCCUCCAGUCACUCCAAACAACAAACAGCACAAAACGUAUCUACCCACUCUUCAACUGAGUUGAUUGUCGAAACCGAGAGUAUGAGAAAAAUACCCAAAGACGGCGUUUUGCCUGUACAUGCAAACGAAGAAGACUUCAGUGACAUGGGAUCAUCUCGAGGUACUAGAUCUGAUAAUACGAGUCAGGGUGUACAAAGCUUCUACGGAGACGAGCCGGUGGUUGGCAGUAAAGAGCUCUUGCCAUCCCAUCCCAUGCGCCAUCCACCUACGCCUCCUCUCACAGCCAAUCGACCAAAAGAGGCCCUGCCUGAAGUCGACACAACAGUUUUCAACCAGGGUUUGCCGACUCCUGGCCUCACCCCAACAUCGCGUCUUCAAAACCAGCCCUUCGGGCAAGCGAACGUGCCAGCGGAACCCAGCAUCGAGCUACAUGAAUUGAAGAAGGAUAGUGCCGCUUCAACUACACACCUUCCUUUCGUUCUUGCGUACGACUCCGAAGUACUUGCCCAACAAUUCACCAUCGUUGAAAAGGAUGCGCUCGACGAAAUCGACUGGCGUGAAUUGAUUGAACUUCGAUGGAAACAAUCCUCGCCUGAAAUCCGAGACUGGGUGCAGUACCUUCGCACAUCGGAGGCUCGUGGAGUAGACGUGGUCAUUGCCCGGUUCAACCUUGUCGUCAAGUGGGCAGUUUCGGAAUGCAUCCUCACUGAGAGCAUGGAGGAGCGCGCAAGGUGCAUUGUCAAAUUCAUUCACAUCGCCGCGCAUGCCCGACGCUUGCGCAACUAUGCAACCAUGUACCAAUUGACCAUUGCCCUCAUGUCUAACGACAUAGCGCGACUACGAAAAACAUGGUCAUUAGUUCCUGCUGCUGAGAUGGAAACUAUGCGCUAUCUCGAAGCUCUUGUCCAACCACUACGCAAUUUCCAUAUCUUGCGCCUGGAAAUGGAAACCGCAGCUGUUGACGAAGGAUGUAUACCUUUCAUUGGCAUCUACACUCGGGAUCUCAUUUAUAACGCACAAAAACCAGCUUUCGUUGAGGCACCGCCAGUCAAUGGCGAACGGCUGGUGAACUUCGAGCGCCACCAUAGCGCGGCGACCAUAGUCAAGUCUCUUCUCCGCCUUCUCGAAGCCUCUUCCAAGUACGCUUUUAAGGUCGAGCCUCACAUCAUCAGCAAGUGUCUAUGGCUUGCAGCACUCAGCGACGAUGACAUAACAAAAAGGAGUCGGAGCUUGGAGUAAACUGCUUCUCACUUCAAUCUCCAUGCACUUUCAUCUAUUGCCAGGCGUUUGUCACCAUCACGGCAUUUCUAGGUCCGGAGUUCCCCAGCGAUCGUUUCUUUUCCUCAUCUACUUCGCCCCAUAUAUCGAUUCUAGUACGCGCGUCAUCAUUAAUAAUACCCCGGGUGCAACACAUCACCCUCUCACCGUUGCUUUUUCUUUGCCACAUUUAUCAGCGUAGUCAAGCGGCUCCUGUUCAGCGUGCUCAGCGACAUUGCGUCUUACCAACUUUGAACGUUAACGACGUCCCACACAUCGACUCGAAUCUCCUUGCUCUUGCUUUCUCCAUUUCCAUGUAUCCAUGUCUUUUCUAUUUACACCUACCUCGAUUCCCCGGCUUCUCUUC